UCCUUCCUCCGACCACCGCUUGAAAAGAUAAGAUGGAGGCGCCCACCGGAAGUGUCGGUCUCCAUGGCGACCGCGGCAGGAAAGACGCGUUGCCAAAGCGACGGGGGCCUCAAAAUGGAGGACGGCACUUUAGAGACGGAGACGGAGGACGACGACGACGACAAGGACGACGACGAUGACUACGACGAUGAGGAUGAUGAAUACGAGGAGGAGGAGGAGCAGGAGGAGGAAGGCGGGGAAGGGGAAGGGCCGCGGCGGCCCAAGCGCUCCGCCACCCGAAGCCGAAGCGGCGCCAAGCUCCACCGAGGACUCUCCGCCGAAUCCAGAUCCGAAGCCUCGGAGGUGAGACUCAGGGCCUCCUUGGAGCCCUCCGCCGCCGCCUCCUCCUCCGCCACUGGGCCGCCCCACUUGGCCUGGAGCCCCGAAGAGGUGGCCGCCUGGGUCGAAGCCCUGGGCUUCCCUCAGUACAAGCAGGAGUGCUUCACUGAGAAUUUCAUUUCUGGACGCAAACUCAUCCAUGUGAACUGUUCAAACCUGCCACAGAUUGGGAUAACAGACUUUGAACAUAUGAAGGAGAUUUCAAGGCAUGUGCGAGAAUUGCUGAAAAUAGAGGAGCCCCUUUUUGUCAGAAGCAUCGCUCUCCCACCAAGAGAUAAUAUGGGUUUGUUUCUAGAGCAAAAAUCUCGAACUGGAACACGAAGUGAUGCCCUUACCUAUCCUCAGUUUAUUCAAGAUGCAGGGUUACGUGAUUAUGAGCCAAAGUUUCCAACUCCGCAGCCUUCAGCAUCACAGUAUGAAGGCUCAGAGCAUGAAAGUCCGUGGGCAUCUAGUUCUUUUCUCUACAAAUAAAAAGAUUUACAUUGUUUUCACAAGUGUGCCAGAUCUUGCCCUUUAAAUUUCAUAUGGUUCCCUCUCGCUGCACAGUCAGUGGAACAAGAGUCAUUAUUAUCUAGUGAUGUCUUUCAAAUAGAUAAGAUGUUCUACCAUUUGUGGAAGCUUGUUUUUUAUCUUUGUUUUAUCUUUAUAUCUACUCUUUCCCCCAAGAUUGAACCUUAAUUUGAUUCUAUUUUUGCAAGACGUUUUAUGAGUCAUUAUGGUUUAUUAGGUUAGAUCAGUGAUGGAGGGCCACCUGGAAAUGGGUUGAUGGUGUUAGAUGUGUGGUUGCAUCCCAGGUCAUUGGCCCACUGGCCAAAAUGCUAAUUGGCACUCUAGCCAGGGAUUUGGCUUUGCUGCUCUUGAGUCUUCCCCAGUACAAGACGUUCAAAGCAUCUGCACCUGGAUGAUGUAUCUGCUGAUUGAGCAUAUAUUAGGAUUUGCGCAUUAUUCAGUAUUGUGGUAGGGAGGGCAUAUUAAUGGAGACUUCACUGUUAUCAUCAACAAAUGAUUACAAAUAAUACCUGGUAUUCCUGUCCCUGCUAGAUUCUAGGGGGUAGGGCUAGGGGAGAGAGCAGACUGGAGCUGCAGCCACUGCUGGCCAAAAUUGGCUUGGCAGUUAGAGAUUUUCUCCACUUGAGGUAGAUGUUAUUCAUUCUUUUUGUUUCAAUAAUACUAAUGGUUGUUCAGCUACUCAGACACCAAUUCAUUUCUGCUGACUUACCUUUGGACAUAAUCCCCUGACUUUAAGAAGCAAUUGCAAUGAAAAUAGAUGAAACAGAGACACGUUUUUGUUGUUGUUAAAUGACUAUUACAGUCCUAAAACAACAGACAGAACAAUCAUGCAUUUACUCUGUCAGUGCAGAAUAAGAUCAUAUCUACAGAAGAGAUCAUCCUUAUUGGAGUUCACCCUAAUAUCUCCUUGUUGCCCCCAUAUAAAGGCUCAAAGAGUGGCUAACAAAGUAUGCUGAUGUCUAAGAUAGUAUGCCAUGAAAACUCAGAUUUGAAUUUCACAUCAUCCAUGAAUUCUCUGAGUAGUGUUAGGCAAGCCACUUUAUCUAUAGCAUUGCCAAAAUAAAACAGGGAUAUUCUAAGGAUUAUUAAGGUUCCAUAUGUGAAGUGUUCGAUCCAUGCCAAAUAUUAUAUCAAAAACUAUUAAGUAUUCAACAAGGAAGAGAGCAGCCAUUUUUGUUACAAUAUAAAAUAUUUCAUAAUAGAUAAUUUCUGGAUAAACAGAUGCUAUGUGCAGCAGAAUACAAACAAACAAAAGGAUCCUUCUGCCUCAAGUCCAUUGCUUAACACAUUUGCUGUUCCCUUCUGAGAAACGUGCCCUGCACUUUGGGGAUGAAUCUUACCUGCUGCUUGCAGUGAAUGGCACCAGCAAGUCAGUCACUAUUAAUGUAAAAGGUUCAAGUCAAGUUGAGUCAGUGUGUCAUUUUUGUCGAAUCAAGUCAGCUCAUUGAAGUGAAUUGAGUUUGAUUUAAAUCCAACUCAGUUGACUUGAAUCUACAUCGCUGCUAUUUACAGACUUCCAGUUCUGUUCUUUGCUCUUGGGAACUUCACCUUAAUCCUAUAAUUGUCCCAUGAUACAUUUUGGCCUUUAGGUAAACCUGCUCAGCCACUACCAAUUUGUUCUUGUUUUGAGGUCAAAUAGACACUCUGUAUCAUCGCUUCUCAGCCUUUUGGCUGGGAAAGCUUUCUCUAAAGUAUCUUGCCUGAUUCCUGAGCCAUUUCACUUUACAGAACACACCAACUGGAACUUCUGCUUCUGGAAUCAGGUACAGUAUCAACCUUUGUAGUCCCCAAAAAACACUUCUACCCCCUUUUAUAUUGCUAGUUCUUGUAUGUGCAUGUUUGUGUGAAAGUUAUUUCCUUUAAAUAAAAUUAUAUUUGGAUCUUG
Sceloporus undulatus (fence lizard) is the source of this 2773-nucleotide messenger RNA. RefSeq names its product sterile alpha motif domain containing 15 (gene SAMD15). The coding region runs from base 64 to 849 and encodes 261 amino acids. The record is from RefSeq and is a predicted model, not a curated record. NCBI's taxonomy places the organism in Eukaryota, Metazoa, Chordata, Lepidosauria, Squamata, Phrynosomatidae. Gene Ontology annotation, molecular function: protein binding. The transcript has 3 exons.